CUACCCGGAAGUUAGGGUUGUUGUUAUUGUCGGGCGGGAAAGAAGAGUUUUAGUUUUGUUUAUUUCAAGAUAACAGCUUUUAAAACAUUUCCCACAGUUUAAUUUUAGUCAUAACUUCAUUAUAUGAGUUACACUGAACAUAAAAGUUGAUGUGACUUAACUGUAAGCAGCGGAAAGACCAAAUAAGGACCCUCUCUGAUCUGAGCUCUUCAGAAGCUGGUAUUUUGACAAUGUCAUCUAAACAGCAAGAUCCGACCCCAUCUAUCUCCCCRGUCCUCUUCAUGACUGUGGAUUCUGAGCCCAUGAAUUUCUUCCUGCGACCGGGUCCUGUCAAACAAAAGCUCCAGCCUCUCAUCACUGCUGGAGGAGGGGUGAUGUGCCGCGUCCAGCAGCCAGGGGCCAUUCUGCUGAUUGAUCCUGAGGAAAAGAGCUCAGUUCCUGAAUCUGCUGCACACUGGUAUGUGUCCACUCAGUAUAUUCUUGACUGCGUUGAACAGGAGGAACAGCUGAAUUUAGAAGAUUACAGGUUCAUUCCUAAAGUGAUCCAGAAAGAGUCUCCUAGACUAAACAAAAGCAAAGGCAGUGCUGCAGGCAGACUUGCCUAUACCCCUGAAGAGGAUGCUGACAUUUUGGCUUUUGUCCGCAAAAAUAAGCUUAACAUUGGGGGUAACCUAUACUGGCAAGAGAUGGAGAAACAGCGUGUGACCAGUCACAGCUGGCAGUCGAUGAAGUCCAGAUAUAAGAAAUUUCUCGCAACUAAACAAUCAGAGAUUGAGGAGGUGGAAAUAAGAGAAGAUGCUAAUAAAACAGCAAAGGUGGCAGCAAAUCAAGAGAGUGAUGCUGAAAAAUCAUUCUGUGAAGAAGAAGUUGUUCCUCAGACACAUUCAGCAGAUUCCAACUCGACACAGAUUGAACUUGAGUCGGAGCCUGCAGGAUGCACACCUAAAAAUAAAGAUGCUCAGACAGCUGAUCUUAGCGGAGUGGAAGAGGAACAGAAUCAGGAGUCAGAUGAACAAGCAGAUGAAAACUUGGAAUCCUCUCAAACUGAAAGAGAAAACUUACAGCCAGGUACCCCCUCCAGAACUGCUGAGACCACAGAACCAGAGAGAGAUGAACCUGAAACAACCGUCUCUCCACAGAAACAAAAUUUGCCUGAAGCCUCUCCUCCAGUCCAGUCCAAGUCCACUCCCCAAAAAUCUUCUUCAAAAAAACUAAUCAAAACGCUGUUUGACUCCCCCAGACUUGAACAACCACAGCGUCGAAUAACUCGCAGGCAGCUCGAGCUUGGAUCCCCUGAGCCUUAUGCGAAAAAACUCCGAUCAUCCUCGAGCUGCACUGCGCGUUCCACACCAYCUCCACAGAUCUCUAAGAAAACUAAAUCACCACUUAAGUCUGUUCGUCAAGACAACCUAACAGAUUCACCACCUCCGAAAAGAGCCAGAGGAAAGAAGGUGGCAUCAGAAGCAGAGAGUCAGCCGGAGCAGCGUGAACAAGAUACCAACUCUAAAACACCACAAGCAGGUAAAUCUAAUUCAGUGCCACAAAAGGCAGCGAAGAAAAGAGAGAAAAGGCAGCUGGGGAUUCUUGAAGUGGCAACAAAGGAGUUUGAAGAUGACUCUGAGUCUGACGAAGAUGACGCUCCAGAUCUUCAAAAAGAUUCUGAAACAGCAGACCAGACUUCUGCACAGUCCAACCCCAAAACUGGACCCGACCCACAGGGAAACCUGCCAGAGUCUCAGGCCUCGAGUGCUGACUGUAUCCCAGACACAGACGUGCCCGCUGCUGCACCUGCUGUGCCCGCUGCUGCACCUGCUGUGCCCGCUGCUGCUGAGCCUGCCGGUGCGACCGCAAAGGCCCACCUGUUUAUUUUCGACAGUGAGUCCCAGGAAGAAGACUCUCAGUCUGUUUACGCCGAUUGUUUAGCUGCUCCGUCCAACUCACAGCCCRCGGUGGACAAAGGUGCCGCAUUUUCUCUCACUCAAGCACAGUUAGAGGAAGACAAGCAGAGAAUCAGAGAACUGAUGAACCAGACAAACCAGGACUUGAUCAGUGUGACCAAAGCCUUGUUAAAGACCAGUGGAGACUUCUCUGCUGCACUGGACCUGCUUGUGAAUCCUUCCUCUGUUUCAGUACGGAUUUGGACUCACCAYGAUGACAGUCUUUUGCUCUCAUCUGAUCCUGCUGUUCGUCAGAAGCUGCAGGAGAAAUAUGGUGAGGAGAACGUGGCAAAGAGAAUCAUGUUUCUCGAAGUGGAAGGGUGAAAGUGAUACWGAUGGAAAAUUUGGACAAACAUCUCUUCAUCCGGUGAAGAAUUUAAAAUUUGUUUUACAGAAGUUAGUUUUCCUCAUCUGCUUAUUGUUGGGGUUUCUGACAUUUUUGAUAGAAAAGAAAAACAACUCUUUGUUAUUCUUUGUGGUUCAAACUUUCUUGAUGAACUUUCUUAGUGACUAAAGUGGACAAUAUGAAGUAAAAAUAACUAAAAUAAAAGUUUAGAGCAAGAUAAACCUGUGAUUAUUUUAAAAAAUCACAAAGAAAAGAUUUGUGUGGUCUAUAUUUUUUUGUAUGCAGAACCUUUUGUGCAUUUUAACAUCAAGAUAUUUCAUGAAAUUGGUUUUAUUUCAAUAAGUUUCAUAAUAAAUGUUUAAAAACCA
Messenger RNA from Austrofundulus limnaeus, 2651 nucleotides. RefSeq names its product telomeric repeat binding factor 2, interacting protein (gene terf2ip). Gene Ontology annotation, cellular component: shelterin complex. Gene Ontology annotation, molecular function: telomeric repeat DNA binding. Gene Ontology annotation, biological process: telomere maintenance via telomere lengthening; protection from non-homologous end joining at telomere. The record is from RefSeq and is a predicted model, not a curated record. NCBI's taxonomy places the organism in Eukaryota, Metazoa, Chordata, Actinopteri, Cyprinodontiformes, Rivulidae.